AUGGAGCGGGCCUGUGAUUCCUGUAGGAGGAAAAAGCUGAGAUGUUCGCGAGAAUUUCCUACAUGCUCCAAAUGCACUGAAAAUAAGUGGGGAUGCCACUAUUCACCCCGUCAGUCGAGAUCACCUCUCACACGGGCACACCUGACAAAUGUGGAAACUAAGCUCGCCCGACUGGAAAUGCUAUUUGAAGAAAUAUUUCCCGAUACCAGUGUGGAAACAGUCCUGGACGAUCCCAAAUCUGUGAAGCUGCGACAGUUUGCCAGAAGUGCCAGAGGUGCCAAAGGUGAGUUUCCCAGUCCCGAGAUUGAGAAGAGAAGCUCAACUUCAAGCUCAACGCUCACCUCUUCUCUUUCACAGCAACCACCCGUCAAUCAACUGCCCCGCGACCCUUUGAACGGAUUUGAAUGGAGUGAAGAGAAUGAUGUGGACGUAUUUAAAGAUGACGGAAUGGGUACAAUGAAUGUAAGCAUUAAUAACAAGGGGUUUUUCGGAGCUGGCUCAAACUCCACGAUUUUGCGAGCAUUAUAUGUGACUGAUGCGUUUUUAGACGUACUUCGGGGCCCACUCUCGACUCACGAUCCCAGUAUUCUCCAUUCCAGCGACGUAACGGCAGUAUACGUGGAUGCGUAUUUCACGCUUUUCCACCCUAAUUUCCCAAUAGUCGAUGAGCCAUCGUUUCGUAUGUGGUACGCAGAUCAAGUAAUGCCGGACUCAACGGACGUGUGGCAACUUCUACUAAACGCCGCCCUAGCUCUUGGAGCUUUGUGCGUCGACGGUGAGAACUCCGAUGCUGAUAUACAUUUUUACAAGAAAGCGAAAUCACAUUUAAACAGUACCAUCUUCGAGAGUGGUUCCCAUCCACUUCUAGCAGCCCUUGCCCUGUUGUCCAUAUAUGCCAGAAAACGUAAUAAGCCGAAUGCUAGUUGGAAUUAUCUGGGGUUUGCUGCCAGCAUGGCUAUUUCUUUAGGUCUCCACCGGGAAGUAAACGAGGCCAACAAAGCCGACAAAAGGGCAUUAGAACUACGAAGGCGUAUGUUCUGGACCUUAUACGCCUACGAUUUUGAUGUUGCAAUAGCAUUUGGAAGGCCACGCCAGCUACCAGGCUUGAAAGACGUUGAUACGUUAUUGCCAUCUGUUUCAGAUUCAAGCGACACGGUGGCGGACAGGUCCGCUGUGAUAUCUUCGUGUGUGAUUGAAAACGCGAAAGUUGUCAGACUUUACCUAGAGCUUUCCGAUAAAGCGGUAUACACCAACGAAGAGGAAAAGCCACUCUUACUGUCAACCAUGCUCGAGCUAGAAAAAAGAAUUGAGACCAACAUCGCGACACUGCCAAAAUUUCUGGGAUCUCAGUUUGAUGAACGGCAAGCAAGCAUCGACCUUCAAAACACAUGGUUUCCUUUAUGUCGGUAUCGUGUUUUCUGGAUGUAUCAGAACCUUAUUACCACCUUGUUCCGACCAUUUUUUCUAAAAUUACUAAGUGGUCAACGCCUGGGAAUAGAUCACGGUGACUCGAUCAAAUGCUCAGCCGUUUGCCAUAAAGCUGCUACUCAGACAAUUCACUCCGUUGCGGAUUUCAUUGAACACUAUGAGGUUACGACUCUUUCUGCCUGGCAUGCCACAUAUUUCUUAAUGAAUGCUACGGUUGUACCGGCAGUGGGUCUCAUAGUUGAUCCAAAUGCACCAGAUGGUGGACAGUGGAGACAGAACGUGAUACACGCUAGAAAUUGCUUCGAGAAAUUAUCCGGUAAGAACGCUACCGCUGAAAAGUUCAUUAAAGUAAUCAACAGUAUGUGCGGCUACCUGCUAAAUGAUAUCGACCACCGGUCUCCACGUUCUCUGACUAUAUCAAACAUCGUGCAAAAUGCUGGACAAGAGCAACAGAGCUUGACCACAACUCCGUCCGCUAACAUUCUAGAGCUAGUCAAAGAGCUUUCUGCGCCGGAUCCUACACGCUCAAAUGUGUCUCCGGAUAUCAACAUGUUUCAAGGCGAGAAUUCCGCCUCAUACACACCGCCGUACCUGGACAACACGCGACAUGGUAACGUCUUUCCGGAUUGGAACGAUCAGAGUGUACAAACUCUUUUCAAUACUAACACAAGUGUGACGAGUGCCUUCAAUACCACGACAUUGGAUGAUAUUGUAAAAUAUAUUUUUAACGACGGCGAUUAG
Messenger RNA from Lachancea lanzarotensis, 2169 nucleotides. RefSeq names its product LALA0S05e07426g1_1 (gene GAL4). The record is from RefSeq and is a predicted model, not a curated record. Gene Ontology annotation, molecular function: RNA polymerase II cis-regulatory region sequence-specific DNA binding; DNA-binding transcription factor activity, RNA polymerase II-specific; zinc ion binding. Gene Ontology annotation, cellular component: nucleus. Lineage: Eukaryota; Fungi; Ascomycota; Saccharomycetes; Saccharomycetales; Saccharomycetaceae. Gene Ontology annotation, biological process: DNA-templated transcription; positive regulation of transcription from RNA polymerase II promoter by galactose. The coding region runs from base 1 to 2169 and encodes 722 amino acids. The transcript has a single exon.